Messenger RNA from Schistocerca nitens (vagrant locust), 1469 nucleotides. Its product is annotated as gastrula zinc finger protein XlCGF52.1-like. The transcript is spliced from 3 exons. Bases 66 to 1229 code for a protein of 387 amino acids. Lineage: Eukaryota; Metazoa; Arthropoda; Insecta; Orthoptera; Acrididae. Gene Ontology annotation, cellular component: chromosome. Gene Ontology annotation, biological process: regulation of transcription by RNA polymerase II. The record is from RefSeq and is a predicted model, not a curated record. Gene Ontology annotation, molecular function: chromatin insulator sequence binding.
ACUGUUCGUAUUUGUCUGUGUGUUUUGAAUACAAACAAGCGAGAAGGCUUGUGAAAUACAAAAACAUGAAGAAGAAACGACGUUGUGAGUCUAUUGAGCAGGAAACAGCAAAUUUUUCACAGAAGCUUGCAAAGAAAAGAAAGAGGACUUCCGAUAAUAUUGCAUUGCAGAGCAGCAGUAGGCCACAAAACAAGAAUAUCAGAAGUGAUGACAGUCAUUCAGCAAGUACUUAUGAAGAUCAGGAUGAAAAUUUCAGCAGCAGCAACUGCCGACAAAAUUCUGUCCAGAAAGUAUCAAAUGUAGAUGAGACCAGAUAUUCUUCAGGUAAUAUAUUCAGAGACAAUGACACUGUCAACAGCUCUGGUGAGUCUUGGAGGACAGUCAACAGUAAGAACAAACUGAAGAGAGACCCAUUAUUGCGCAUUGGCGACCACCAUUACAGCUGUAAUUUCUGUUCCAAGAGAUUCACCAAGAAAGAUAAGCUAAAGAAGCAUAUGCAUGUGCACUCUGGGGAACAUUCCUUCAGUUGCAUUGAAUGUGACAGAACAUUCAAAGAAGCCUCUGCUCUGAAGUAUCACAUGGAUGCACACAAGAGUGAAUGCCUAUUCAUUUGUGUCAUAUGUAGUAAAGUGUUCACACAGGAGAGUAACCUGGAGUACCACUUGCGCUCGCAUACGGUUGAACGACCCUUCUGCUGUUCUAUUUGCUGCAAGAGAUUUACAAGUAGCAGUAUCUUAAAGGAGCACUUGAAUAUACACUCAGAUGAACGUCCCUACAGUUGCACUGAGUGCAGCAAGACGUUCAAAUCACCAAAAUAUCUGAGAGUGCACAUGAAGGUACACACAGGUGAACGUCCAUUCAUUUGCUUUAUUUGUAAGAAAUCAUUUAUACAGAAAUGUGACCUAAAGAAUCAUUUGCGCAAACAUACAGGUGCACGACCCUUUAGCUGUACCAUAUGUUACAAGACAUUUAUUAGUAGCAGUGCCUUAAACCAGCACUUGCGCACACACUCGUCUGAAAGCCCCUUCAGGUGCACUGUGUGCAGCAAAUCAUUUAAAUGGAAAAAUAACUUGACGACGCAUUUACGUAUCCACACAGGUGAACGUCCCUUCUGCUGUACUGUAUGUAGCAAGACAUUCACAGAUAGUAGCACUCUAAAGAAACAUUUGCGUGUCCACUAUGUGAGUGCCCCUUCAGUUGCAAGAUCCUUAGCAAGAUAUUUGCAGUGAGCAAUAUAGAAUAUGGAUGAAUGUUUGUAGUUGGAAAUGUCAUUUGCUACUGAACAUUUCGGAAUGCUCUUAAUAACUAUUUACACAAAGUAGUUAUCUGAUGUGAACUCUGUUAUGUGCUCAUUUUCAAAUAUUUUACAAACACUGGCAAAUAUUCACACACAAUAUGCAGAACCAUAUAUUUGUAUAAUUGCUUUCGUGUUAAAGCCAAAUUAAAAUAUGUAUUUAGACAACUGGAAA